Messenger RNA from Fomitiporia mediterranea MF3/22, 2400 nucleotides. RefSeq lists its product as uncharacterized. Gene Ontology annotation, biological process: magnesium ion transport. NCBI's taxonomy places the organism in Eukaryota, Fungi, Basidiomycota, Agaricomycetes, Hymenochaetales, Hymenochaetaceae. The record is from RefSeq and is a predicted model, not a curated record. The coding region runs from base 6 to 1724 and encodes 572 amino acids. The transcript has 5 exons. Gene Ontology annotation, molecular function: magnesium ion transmembrane transporter activity. Gene Ontology annotation, cellular component: membrane.
CUGGCAUGCAUGCUGACGACAAUGUCGACGCCCCUUUCUCCAUCGCCUGGGGCAUCUCUAUAGGUCUCAUCGCAUCCUGCGUACAGAGUCUCGGCCUCACAAUCCAGAGGAAAAGCCACGUCCUCAACCAGCAACAACCCGAACACCUUCAACGCGCCGACUACCGAAGACCACUAUGGCUCCUUGGCUUUGCCAUAUUCAUCUCAUCAAAUAUUCUUGGUUCAAUAUUCCAGAUCGCUUCCCUUCCUGUCGUCAUCCUAGCCCCGCUCGGUGCUGUCUCUCUCCUCUGGAAUGCCUUCUUCGCUAGAUUCCUCCUCGGAGAUGUCUUCUCGUGGUGGAUGCUCCUCGGCACUGUUCUCAUUGCUGGCGGCGCUGUCCUUAUUGCGAUAUUCGGAAUCGUUCCAGAACCGACACACUCGCUCGACGAUCUACUUCACCUGUUCGGCCGCAGUGCAUUUAUUGCCUACUUCUCCUUACUAGGAGUUGCAUUACUUGCUUGCUUAAUUAUCACACACAUCAUUGAGUUCUCUUUGUCCCGUAAUACAUCUCCACCUCCGACUCCUACUUUUCAUCCGGGGCCGCUAGAAUCAGUCAUUCCUCAACCGUUGCCCCCUCCGUCGUCCCAAGUCCUCUCAAUCACCGAGAACACUCCCCUUUUGGAUAGGAAGCCUCCGCCGACUCGAUCAUCCACACCAAUUCCUUUCUUUGAUGGCACUAAAUCAAGAACACGACUCCUAAUUGCUAUUUCAUAUGCCUCAGCAUCCGGUAUACUAAGUGGGAUGUGUCUGAUAUUCGCCAAAAGCGGGGUAGAACUCAUCGUGCUCACAAUCGGUGGGCGAAACCAGUUCUGGCGGUGGGAAGCAUGGAUGCUGGUUCUAGGGCUCAUCGUCUUCGCGCUCUUACAGCUCUGGUACCUCCAAAAGAGUCUAGUUUUCGCAGAUCCGACGAUCGUCUGUCCUCUCGCCUUCUGCUUCUACAAUUUGUCUUCCAUUGUAAACGGAUUGGUGUAUUUCGAUCAAGUCGCGUUACUCUCAGUGCUCCAGUUAAGUCUUGUUUCCGUUGGGAUGGUCGUUCUCCUUGGUGGCGUAUGGCUUGUAUCCUUCCACGCCGGAAGCGGAAGAGUUGAUUUGGGUACGUGGCAAGAGGGCGAUGAUGAUAUAGAAGAGGAAGAAGAAUCAGAAAUAACCGUACAAGCUCCGUCAGACUAUGCGUCACCAGUAUUUUCACCAGUCUGGCUCGAUUCAGCGCUCUCUGACUCGGGGACAUUCCACCGCACCCCGCUCUCACCGCAUACGAUUGCAUUUCCUACGUCACCCGAGUCAAGCGAGCAAGAGCACGAGCAAUUGGCGCAGUCACUUACACUAUCACCCUCAACAUCCCGUGCGAGACAUCAACAGCAGCGGCGGCGUCAUCGCUUCUCCAUUCUGCAGCCGUCUGAGGCGACUAUGCCUGGUGGUAGCUUUAGUAUCGGUCUUUCGCCUGCGAGCCCGGGAUUCGCUAUUGUACCGAAGAGGCGAAUUGGAACCCGUCUGCGGAGUAUUGUACGGCGUGCGGCAAUGCGUAGAACGGUCAGCGAGAGCGACGCGGAUCCGAGUAGGAGCACUGGUGUUCAACGAGACACUGUUGCUGGAGUCGUUGCAGGAUCGAACGAGGUUGGGCAGCGUAUCAGAGCCAAUGCACGCUGGAAGUGGCUGCGCAGUGUCUUCAAUGAUGGGGACUCGUAGAUCUUGUUAUAGAACAUCUUAUCAUCUGGUAUGCAUUAUGUACACCUACAUAUUUAAGCAAUUAGUAUUGUUUUUCUUGACUUUAUCAUGCAUGACUUAAAUGAUCGACGUUUGUCCAAAUAAGGAGUACGCCUUUCCACUGAGGGAUACUCAAAACGCACCGUGCAGCCAACGUCCACCGCGACGACUACAAUGUUCAAGCUCAGCAUCUCUAGAUCCGCCGCCAGCGCACGGCGCGCCUUCGCGUCCACUUCUCGCAGUCUAGCCACUUCAAAGCCCCCAACACCAACUGUGCCCGCAGCCGAAGCAGAGGCGACAACGGGCACCGCGCUUCCUGCAACGAAGCAAUCACCAAACUACGCGCAGCCAUGGUCGACAAGCCAGUAUCCGCGUGCGGCAGCCUAUGCAGAUGCGAGGUUUGAGCAGACGGCGUUGGAGUUGCAGCCGCAGCCUCUGAGUGCGAUGGAGCUUAUUGCGCAGGAGCCUGUGAGGAUUGUACAUGGACGGAUUGCGGAGUGUGAUGGUGGUGCGUUGAUUUUCUUCUACGUUUUGGCCAGGUCUCGUCGUCGGCUUGGACUUGGGUUAUUGAUUUCUUCUUACUUCUUCUGCUUUUUUAAAACGAUAUGUUUCCUUAUCACGUUGCUCUGUGAUGCCUGCUGACAUGAUGCCUGCAAUA